GCCAUCUCUAGCGAAGAGGCGUAAACACAUUUUUUGUAAAAAAACGGGUAUUUGGUGAUAAUUCUUUGUAAUGGAACUAGCAGACGUAUCUCCAGAAGAUGAGGAUGUGUUUCACUUUGAGACCGAGCACCUGGCCCUGCGUGGCAACCAGUGCUAUACCAAUUUGCUGCGCACCUUGGCCGUGCUGCAGGCACAAAGGAUUCGGGUGCAUCAGCAGAUUGAUGAAUUGGAAGCCACGCAAAAGAUCUACUUGGAGAAUCCGCAACAUAUGCUGGACAAACUGCGAAAUAACGAGCCCUUGAUAGCGGAUAACUACAUCACCACGACCGUUCUACCGGACUUGCCAACUCUGUCACCCAAUGACGAGGACAGGGGCACAAAUGAGACACCGACGGAUGCGUCUUCAUGGACGCAAGAGGCGAACAAGAAUCGGGACAGGAGCAAUGGACGGUCGGAGAACUUCAAUCGCCUGUGGACCAACGAAGAGCAGAGUCGCUUGGAGCAGCUGCUCAUCCAGUAUCCGCCAGAGGAAGUGGAAAUGCGCAGAUUCGGGAAGAUAGCGAAGGCCUUGGGCAACAGAACUGCACAGCAAGUGUAUAGCCGUGUCCAGAAGUAUUUCCAGAAGCUGCACGAUGCUGGGAUGCCUGUGCCCGGUCGCAUACCCAAGCAUCGACGUCCGGGAUUGAGUAAGCCGAAGAUCAAACUUCGCAAGUCAACCUUCUUCCCCGCUCAUAAUAUAUCGCUACAAAUGCCAGAGGACGAUUUCACAUUUGAUGACCUGCGAGUCCCGUCGCCUGCGAGCGAUAUGCUCCUUAUGCCGGCAUCUUCCCAAGUCAAGAUCGAACCAAAGACCGAAUCCGAAUGCAUGGAUGCCGAUCUAAAUACGGAGGCAAAGCGAAAACAGGAACUAUGCCUUAAGCUUCUAUCAGCCAUUCAGGACGAGAAACGGGAGAUGGAGGACGGAUAUGAGCCAGACUUGCUGGCCGCCAAGUGUGCCGAGUGCGAAGAGGCAUCUGUGACCAGGACCCAAUGGCGUUGUAACAGUUGUUAUUGUCACCUUAAUCUGUGCGGAGAUUGCCUGGCCAGUCAGUUAAUCGAAGGGCGCUUCGAGCAUUUAAGUCAUGAAGUUGUAGAGGACCAAGAAUCAUGACGCUCCUUCAAAUUAAAUAUAAAGAGAAUACUUUUUAAAAA
Drosophila mauritiana is the source of this 1191-nucleotide messenger RNA. RefSeq names its product ZZ-type zinc finger-containing protein 3 (gene Atac1). Bases 71 to 1150 code for a protein of 359 amino acids. NCBI's taxonomy places the organism in Eukaryota, Metazoa, Arthropoda, Insecta, Diptera, Drosophilidae. The transcript has a single exon. The record is from RefSeq and is a predicted model, not a curated record.